Molecule: messenger RNA, 1594 nt
Organism: Aspergillus costaricaensis CBS 115574
Lineage: Eukaryota; Fungi; Ascomycota; Eurotiomycetes; Eurotiales; Aspergillaceae
Product: glycoside hydrolase family 71 protein
Exons: 4
Coding region: 1-1515 (504 amino acids)
Biological process (GO): mating projection tip cell wall disassembly
Molecular function (GO): glucan endo-1,3-alpha-glucosidase activity
Source: RefSeq, a predicted model, not a curated record
AUGAAGUUUUUCAAGUUACCCGUUCUGGCCCUGGCUGGGCUUUUUACCGCGGCGAGCUGUGCUCCCACGGGCCAGAAUACUACUGUUCCGGUCAAUGGCACUACUGAAGCGUCGACUGAUCGACUGGUCUUUUGCCAUUUCAUGAUCGGCAUUACUAGCAACCGACAGAGCGCUGCGGACUAUGAUGAUGACAUGAAACGUGCAAAGUCCCUGGGCAUCGAUGCCUUUGCGUUGAAUAUUGGGGUUGAUCCCUACACUGACACGCAGCUCAACUUUGCGUACGAAUCGGCCGCGCGCAAUGACAUGAAAGUCUUCAUCUCCUUCGACUUCAACUGGUACAAUACCGGACAGGCAUCUACUGUUGGACAAAAGAUUAGGCAUUACGGAAGCCUGCCGGCUCAACUUAAGGUCGAUGGCAAGGUCUUCGCAUCCUCAUUUGCGGGAGAUGGUCUCGACAUCAACCAGAUGCAGUCCGCCGCCGGUACUGAAGUUUUCUUCGCACCGAACUUCCACCCUGGCCAAGGAAAUUUCGGCAAUAUCCAGGGAGCAUUGAAUUGGAUGGCCUGGGAUAACAAUGGCGAUAACAAGGCACCAAGCGCUGGUCGCAACGUGACUGUUGCUGAUGGCGAUAAGGCAUACGUCAAUGCUCUGAACGGAAAGCCUUAUAUUGCCCCUGCUUCUGGAUGGUUCUUUACGCACUUCGGUGGUGAGGUAUCCUACAGCAAGAACUGGGCGUUUCCCUCGGAUCUGUUGUGGUACAACCGCUGGUUCGAGAUUCUGAACCUUGCACCUCGGUUUGUGGAGAUUGUUACCUGGAAUGACUACGGCGAGUCGCACUACAUCGCACCGCUGGCCUCUCCACACACCGAUGAUGGCGCAUCCAAAUGGGUCAUGGACAUGCCCCACGACGGUUGGCUCCAGAUGUCGAAGCCCUUCAUCGCUGCAUACAAGAACGGCGAAAAGUCACCCGACAAGUACAUCACCGAAGAGAAGUUGAUCUACUGGUACCGGCCUACUCCAAGGAACAUCAACUGUGAUAGCACCGAUACUACCAUGGACGGCAGUCCCAACAACUCCUCUGGUAACUUCUUCCGCGGGCGCCCUAACGGAUGGGAGUCCUUGCAGGAUUCGGUCUUCGUUGUCUCCUUGCUCAAGUCCCCCGGCACAAUCCAGGUGGCUUCCGGACAAAACAACCAGAAGUUCGAUGCACCAGCCGGCGCCAGCGCCUUCACUGUGCCCAUGGGCGUGGGACAGCAGAAAUUCGCUCUCGUCCGCGACGGCAAGACAGUGCUCAGCGACACCAGCCUGAAGGACAUCGUCAACACGUGCAUCUGCGGAAUCUACAACUUCAAUGCAUACGUCGGUACGGUGCCGGCUCCGCCCACCAUUGACAAGCUGGGCCCAGCUGGUCUGUCGGCCCUUCAGCAGGGCUUGCGCGUGGCAUGUCCGACCAACACACUGGGCCUGGGGUCAGUUGCGUCGGCUACGCCUAUCCCGACUCCCUCUCCUGCAUGAGCCAUUACUUGGAGGAAAGUUAAGCUAAGACCAUGUAUCUUAACGUAAAUGUAUGGCCUGUACUUGAUCUCCGUUGUCA